GGAAUGGAAUGUUAAUAUACUUGCAACCAAUGUGAUUUCAACAUUGUCAAACAAUGCACCCAUUAAAAUUGGUAAUGAUAGGACCAACCGAGAGUGGGAAGACCACAAUAGCGAAUUUUCUGGCAGAUGCUACGGAAAUUCCAUAUGAUUAUCAUCCAACUCAAGGUGUUCGAAUAUUAGAAUUUGAAAUUAAUGAUAUUGAAAUGAAUAAUGAGCGCAUCUCGAGAGAUCUCGAGCUGUGGGACUGCAGUGGAAAUCACAAAUUCAAGAAUUGCUGGCCAGCUAUACGUAAGGAUGUACAUGGCGUGAUACUUGUAUAUAGCGCAAAAAUGCAGGAUUCUUCGAAAAAAUUGAGAGAAUAUUAUGAUUAUUUCGUUAGCGGAGCUAAAUUAGGGCCAAAUAGUUGUGUAAUACUCUUCUUUGAUCCUGAUAAUACAUCAAGCGCAUCGAAAAUUAUUUCAUCUAGUUUCUCAAAUGUCUCUCAUGUCAAGUGUAACGUGGACGACGGUGGUGAUAAAUUAAAGACCGACUUUCGAUUGUUUCUAAGUGCUCUAAUGACAAAACUGCACGAAGACAAAGAAGAAAAACUGAUAUUAAGUGACAACAUAUUAUUUGCUAAAUAGUAUGUUCAUUUUUUUGUAACAAUUAUAUAAACGAUAAAAAAUAGCACUCUUGUUAUUAAUAUAUCUA
Messenger RNA from Temnothorax curvispinosus, 690 nucleotides. Its product is annotated as intraflagellar transport protein 22 homolog. The record is from RefSeq and is a predicted model, not a curated record. Gene Ontology annotation, molecular function: GTPase activity. The coding region runs from base 54 to 623 and encodes 189 amino acids. The transcript has 4 exons. Gene Ontology annotation, biological process: intracellular protein transport. Gene Ontology annotation, cellular component: endomembrane system. Lineage: Eukaryota; Metazoa; Arthropoda; Insecta; Hymenoptera; Formicidae.